CUGUUUCUUUCAGGUGAUUCUGUGCAGAGAACAUCUCUCACCCAGCAAAGACUGAAGAGCUAAAGGUCCUUCAAGGAAAGACGAAGCAGCACAAGGGGGAAGUGACAAGUUGGAGGAAGACUGUCAGCAGCGUUUAGAGUGGUGAUGAGUAUUUGCAGAAGCAAACUCCAUCCCAGCAUAUGAGCAACAAAUCUCUUUAUUAACAUCUUGCCUCAGAGUGAGCAGAGCUCCACUGAGAGGAGGCACAAAGUUGGAGAGUGAAGUGCACAGCUCCUGUUGUUGGCCAAGAUGGCAGCCCUGAUAGAAAAGCAGCAGGGCUUGGGGCUGCUGAGGGUCCUCCUGGUGUUGCUGGGGAUUUCAGUGCUUUGCAGCGUUGCAUUAGGAACCAGGAAAGGGCAUGCUUCUCUAAACCACAGGAGCCACAGACACAGACAUCCAGGUCACUUAUCCCUGCAUAGACAUAGACAGAGGACAGGAAAGGAAGGCCAGGUACUACACCGGUCCAAACGUGGUUGGGUGUGGAAUCAGUUCUUUGUUAUUGAGGAAUACACCGGUCCUGACCCAGUGCUGGUGGGGAGGCUCCACUCAGAUGUUGAUAAAGGCGAUGGUACUAUCAAAUACAUCCUGUCUGGGGAAGGCGCUGGAACAAUAUUCGUCAUUGAUGACAAGACGGGGAACAUACAUGCCACAAAAACGCUGGACCGAGAGGAGCAGGCCCAGUAUACCCUAACAGCGCAAGCUGUUGCCCGAGACACCAAUGAGCCGUUGGAACCUCCAUCAGAAUUCAUAGUGAAAGUUCAGGAUAUCAACGACAAUCCACCUGAGUUCCUCCAUGGUCCAUACUACGCCAGGGUGGCUGAGAUGUCCAAUGUUGGUACAUCAGUGAUGCAGGUGACAGCUACGGAUGCUGACGACCCCACCUAUGGUAACAGUGCACGACUGGUGUACAGCAUUCUGAAAGGACAGCCCUACUUUUCUGUGGAACCUCAAACAGGCAUAAUCCGCACCGCCUUGCCAAACAUGGACCGUGAGGCACGUCAGGAAUAUGAUGUUGUCAUCCAGGCAAAAGAUAUGGGCGGUCACAUGGGAGGCCUGUCAGGAACCACUGAGGUCAAAAUCACCCUCACAGAUGUUAAUGACAACCCUCCAAAGUUCCCGCAAAGUGUGUAUUCCAUGUCAGUGUCAGAGGACAAGGUGCCGGGAGAGGAGGUUGGCCGCCUUAAGGCCAAAGACCCUGAUCUUGAAGACAACGGACUUGUUAACUACCGCCUCAUCGAUGGAGAUGGAAUGAGCAUGUUUGAACUGUCAACCGACUCAGAGACCCGAGAGGCUGUUAUCAAAAUCAAGAAGCAAGUGGACUUUGAGACAAAGAGGUCGUACUCGUUAAAGGUGGAGGGGUCCAACCCAUACAUAGAUUCUCGAUUUCUUGCUUGGGGACCUUACAAGGAUGAGGCCACCAUCAAGAUAUCUGUGGAGGAUGCAGAUGAGCCUCCUGUUUUUACAGCUCCCAGUUACACUUUUGUGGUGGAGGAGAAUGCCCCUCAGGGCACCCGGGUGGGACAAGUUCAUGCCAAGGACACUGAUGUUGCCAACAACCCUGUCAGAUACAUGAUUCCUCGGUACACGGACGUUGAGCAGUUUUUCAGCAUUUCAGAAGAUGGAAUGAUCACCACCACCAGACCACUGGACAGAGAGACGCAGCCGUGGCACAAUAUUUCUGUUUCGGCUACAGAGAUUGGAGGUCACCACCAAGACACCAAAGUGCGAGUUAACAUCAUAGUGAAAGACGUAAAUGACAACCCUCCAGAGUUUGCCACCAACAACGAAGUCCUUAUGUGUGAAACUGCGGAACCAGGGAAGGUUAUAGAAACAGUCAGCGCAGUGGACAAAGACGAGAUGGUCCACAGACAACAUUUCACUUUCAGCCUUGCUCCCGAAGUUGCCAACAACCAAAAUUUCUCACUCAAAGAUAACAGAGACAGCACAGCCAGCAUCUAUGUGCUCCGUAAAGGAUUCAGCCGUCUGACUCAGGAUGUCUACCACCUUCCCAUUGAAAUAAAUGACAAUGGCUCCCCCUCCAUGAGCAGCACCAACACCCUGACCAUCAGAGUCUGUUCCUGUGACAGCAAAGGCACUAUCCUUUCUUGUAAUGUGGAGCCUUACGUCUUGCCUGCUGGCCUCAGUACCGGUGCUCUGAUUGCAAUACUGGCCUGCAUUGUCAUUCUCCUUGCAAUCGUUGUGUUGUUUGUUGCACUAAGGCGUCAAAAGAAGGAUCCACUGAUAGUGUUUGAGGAGGAGGACAUCAGAGAAAACAUCAUCACAUAUGAUGAUGAGGGAGGUGGAGAGGAGGACACAGAGGCCUUUGACAUAGCUACACUGCAGAACCCAGACGGUGCAAAUGGUUUCCUGCCAAGGAAAGACAUCAAACCAGAACUUCAAUAUCCAAUUAGGCCUGGUAUUGGUCGCCCUGCACCCAACAGCGUUGAUGUUGAUGACUUCAUUAAGACACGGAUCACCGAAGCUGACAGCGACCCCACAGCACCGCCAUAUGACUCUAUUCAGAUCUAUGGCUAUGAAGGGAGAGGAUCGCUGGCUUGCUCACUGAGCUCACUUGAGUCUGUCACAACAGAGUCCGACUUGGAUUAUGACUAUCUGCAGAGUUGGGGGCCAAGGUUUAGAAAGCUGGCAGAUUUAUAUGGGACAAAAGAACAGUCCAUUCAUGAUGCGGAUGACAGUGAGGACUCUUAACAGCGGUCUUGUCCUGUGAUUUACUGAUUCCCUGAGGAUUUGUCUCCAAGGAUUGUUCACUCCAGUUUCCAGUUAUAAUUAGUUCAUGGCAUUCUGUCAAUAAACAUUAACAGUUUCUUACUUCUGUGUGGGGGCACCUUCUUGGUGUUGUAGAAUGGUUUGUAAAUGGACGCUUUAAGAAUGCUCAAACUUGAACUACUCCCUUUCUUUUUUAAAUCUCCUAUGUCUCCUCUAUGGUUCUUUUUCCUCCAUUGUUUCUUUAAAUUUGAGCUUUGCAGGGCAUUGUCUUUUGAUGUGUUAACAGAGAAUGUGAUGGGAACAGUGUUACUAUAGUAUCUUGCAUAUUGCAUAUACAGUACUUCUUUCAACUAGAUUAUUGUACUUCCUCAAUGGUCCCAGGGAUAUAUUUGAUUCCCUUGUCAGGUCUUUUAACAGUGGGGCACAUUUAAUUGUGUUUCAUUUGAAAUAACUGAGGCAGAGGAAGUUAAAAAGGUGUGUUUGGGUAUCUAGCAUCAGCCUGCAGUGAAAUCAAAUGAGAGGAGGAUUCAGUGAACGUGAGCAAAAGGUACCAUAGAUUAGACAAGUUGACCGACUCUGGGUUGUUGAUACUCUGAAGAUGAGCAGAACAUCUUUACAGUAUGGUGGCCUUAUAAUAAUUUAACAACUCAAGAGGUUAACACAUAAAUCAAAGACUGAAGAUAGAAACAACACACAGAUAAACAUGAACACAUGUAAUGUAGAAGGUUGUGUGACCUGCAACACACUUUUUUUCUCUGCUUACAAACUGAGUCAUAUUUAAAAGUAAUUUUAUGUUGAAAGUCUUAACAGCAGCUUUGAUCUGUCUGAUCUCCUGCCAUCAGCAUUCAAUUUCCAUACUGACCUGAAUCUAUCACAUAUGAUCACCACCAUAUUCCUGGUCUACCAUUGAUGGCUACGGUUAAAAAUCUUUGAGUUCUAAAAAACGCCUUAAACUUUAGACAGAAACUCUUGGAACCCACUGCGUUCUCUUUUUCCCAUAUAUUCAGAAAGCAAACUUGUAGUUUAACAUGUACAGAGCAAAGUGCUGGCAUAUGAUGUAUCACUAUGAGGAUACAACCUUGCUCACUCUUAAACAAGGAUAUGCUGUUCAAUUCAUAACAUUUUAUUUUUUUCCAGCUGUCUAAAUGCAAACUGGUGAAACCUGGCUUGUGUAACCUCCCCCCUACAAAUGCCAUGGAUUGUUGUCAAAAGUGUACAAAACACAACAUUUCAAUAUUCCACUAACAUCUAUCAAGUCUUAAAUUCUGUCCGAUUCAUUGUAUUCUUGUCAAGGUUAAGAAACACAUAUGCAUAUUUUUUUAAUACUCUGCAGUCAGAUGCUAGUUUACAAAUGUUACAAAAAUGUAUUCAUUUGUCAUAGUUAUUUUAUACAUCUCAGGAAGCUGGCAUGAUAGCAGGGGUGGGUACACUUUUCAUGGUAAUAGUAUUACCACCAACAUUCAUUGCAUAAGUGGGAAGCAGGAAAGUUUAAACCACAUCCUUUUUAAGCUUGUAUUUUUGUUCAUUUUUUCAUAUUAUGUUAUAAUUAUUACUUUUGUCUACUAUUAAUAUUAUUGUUAUCAUUAUAAUUGCAGUAAAUGUUGUUUGAUUGGUUGAAAAUACAAAGGAAUAAACUGAUGUUUAACUCUAUGCAGAUGACAAUUGACUGUCCUUACUGUUUUAUGAACACUCAUGGAAUUCAAGAUUUCUUUUCUUUUCUUUGGAAAGCAGUAAGAGACCCUCUGCAUAAAGUUAAAUAUCAGUUUUUUAUUUUCUGCCUUUUGGUUUUCAUUCCAUUAUUCAGCAAUCUCUCAUUCCCUUUCCCUGUUCUUAAGAAAAUUCUGCAAUCUGUGUUAGCUGCAUUGAGAGAAAGCCUUGUUUUUAAUUUUGUGUCAAGUUUAUUGAUAAAUAUUUGUACAAUUUAUAAAGUUAUUAUUUUAGUAUACAUGCAAACUGUUCCAGUAUUACAACAAAAACAUGUUAAGAUUUUGAAAAUGUUACUACAUCACACGUAUAUUUUCAGAACAUUGUAUUGUUGCUUUACGAUGUGCUUCAAUCUCAGAAGCAGAAAGACAUUUUAAAUAAAUGCUCCUUUUAUAAA
Cyprinodon variegatus (sheepshead minnow) is the source of this 4867-nucleotide messenger RNA. It is a transcript of the gene cdh11, whose product is annotated as cadherin-11-like. The transcript is spliced from 15 exons. The record is from RefSeq and is a predicted model, not a curated record. Gene Ontology annotation, biological process: multicellular organism development; adherens junction organization; homophilic cell-cell adhesion. Gene Ontology annotation, molecular function: calcium ion binding; cadherin binding. Gene Ontology annotation, cellular component: adherens junction; catenin complex; plasma membrane. The coding region runs from base 289 to 2748 and encodes 819 amino acids. Lineage: Eukaryota; Metazoa; Chordata; Actinopteri; Cyprinodontiformes; Cyprinodontidae.